Molecule: messenger RNA, 3312 nt
Organism: Saccharomyces eubayanus
Lineage: Eukaryota; Fungi; Ascomycota; Saccharomycetes; Saccharomycetales; Saccharomycetaceae
Gene: TSL1
Product: trehalose 6-phosphate synthase/phosphatase complex subunit
Exons: 1
Coding region: 1-3312 (1103 amino acids)
Biological process (GO): trehalose biosynthetic process
Cellular component (GO): alpha,alpha-trehalose-phosphate synthase complex (UDP-forming); cytosol
Molecular function (GO): catalytic activity
Source: RefSeq, a predicted model, not a curated record
AUGGCUCUCAUCGUGGCAUCGUUGUUUUUGCCGUACCAACCGCAAUUCGAACUAGACACCUCUCUACCCGAGAACUCACAGGUGGACCCGUCCCUGGUGAACGUUCACUCCAAGGGAAGCGACCAGCAGCACCGCGCGCUAUCGAACAACCACUCGCAAGAGUCGUUGGUCGCGCCCGCUCCUGAGCAGGGCGUGCCCCCAGCAAUCUCCAGGAGCGCCACCAGGUCGCCUAUAUCUUUCAAUCGCGCCUCGUCCACCAACACGGCCAACCUGGACGAUCUCGUUUCCUCGGACGUGUUUCUGGAGAAUCUUACCGCCAACGCCACCACGUCACACACGCCCACGAGCAAGACGAUGCUCAAGCCGCGCAACAACGGCUCCGUGGAGCAGUUCUUCUCGUCCUCCUCCAACGUCCCCUCGGACCGCAUUGCGUCGCCCAUCCAAUUCCAGCAGGACUCCGGCUCGAGGAUCGCGUCGCCAAUCCAGCAGCAGGACCCCACAGCCAACCUGCUGAAGAACGUGAACAAGUCGCUGCUAGUGCACUCGCUGCUGAACAACACCUCGCAGACCAGCCUCGACAAGCCGCACAAUCACAUCGUGACUCCGAAGUCCCGGGCGGGCAACAAGUCCGCCUCCGCGGCUUCCUCUCUGGUAAACAAGGCCAAGCAGGCGCCCGCCUCGGCUUCCUCUUCUUCCUCCUCCGCUGCUCCGCCCUCUAUCAAGCGGAUUUCCCCGCAUUUAGCCGCCGCAGCGGCCGCGGCCGCUGCCGCUGCGAAGCAACGGCCCAUCCUGGCCAAGCAACCGUCCAACCUCAAGUACUCGGAGCUAGCAGACAUCUCGUCCAGUGAGACGUCCUCGCAGCACAACGAGUCUGACCCGGAGGAGCUCACGGGCGUGCCCGACGAGGAGUACGUCUCGGACCUGGAAAUGGAUGACGCCAAGCAGGAUUACAAGGUUCCGAAGUUCGGCGGCUAUUCCAACAAGUCACAGCUCAAGAAGUACUCGCUUUUGAGGUCGACGCAAGAGCUGUUCAGCCGUCUGCCUUGGUCCAUUGUUCCCUCCAUCAAAGGGAACGGUGCCAUGAAGAACGCCAUCAACACAGCCGUCUUGGAGAACAUCAUCGCGCACCACCACGUCAAGUGGGUCGGGACCGUGGGCAUCCCCACGGACGAGGUCCCGGAGAACAUCCUUGGCAAAAUCUCCGACUCGCUGAGGGACGAUUACGACUCUUAUUCCGUUCUCACGGACGACGUCACGUUCAAAGCCGCAUACAAGAACUACUGUAAACAAAUCUUGUGGCCCACUCUGCACUACCAGAUCCCGGACAACCCGAACUCCAAGGCCUUCGAGGAUCACUCCUGGAAGUUCUACAAGCACAUGAACCAGCAGUUCGCGGACGCGAUCGUGAAGAUAUACAAGGAGGGUGACACCAUCUGGGUCCAUGACUACCAUCUGAUGCUGGUCCCGCAGAUGAUUAGAGACGUCUUGCCCUCCGCCAAGAUCGGGUUCACGCUGCACGUCUCGUUCCCCAGUAGCGAGGUGUUCAGGUGUCUGGCCCAGAGGGAGAAGAUCUUGGAGGGACUCACUGGUGCGGAUUUCGUUGGAUUCCAGACCAAAGAAUACGCGAGACACUUCUUGCAGACGUCCAACCGAUUGCUGAUGGCGGAUGUGGUGCAUGACGAAGAGUUGAAGUACAACGGCCGGGUCGUGUCCGUGAAGUUCACUCCCGUCGGCAUAGACGCCUUCGACCUCCAAUCGCAACUGAAGGACGAACACGUCAUUCAAUGGCGCCACCUGAUCCGUGAAAGAUGGCAGAACAAGAAACUGAUUGUUUGCCGUGACCAGUUCGACAGAAUCAGGGGCAUCCAUAAAAAACUGCUGGCGUACGAAAAAUUCUUGGCGGACAACCCACAGUACGUGGAGCAGCUGACCAUGAUCCAGAUCUGUAUCGGCAACAGCAAAGACGUCGAACUGGAGCGCCAGAUCAUGCUCGUCGUGGACAGAAUCAACUCGCUGUCCACGAACAUCAGCAUUUCGCAGCCUGUAGUGUUCUUGCAUCAGGACCUGGACUUCUCUCAGUACCUCGCAUUGAGUUCGGAAGCCGACCUGUUCGUGGUCAGCUCUCUGAGGGAAGGUAUGAAUUUGACCUGCCACGAAUACAUUGUCUGCUCCGAGGACAAGAAUGCCCCGCUGUUGCUGUCUGAAUUCACCGGCAGCGCCUCGCUGUUGAACGAUGGCGCUAUAUUAAUCAAUCCAUGGGAUACAAAGAACUUUGCUUCGUCUAUCCGCAAAGGUUUGGAGAUGCCAUUUGAUGAAAGAAGACCGCAGUGGAAGAAACUAAUGAAGGACAUCAUCAACAAUGACUCCACCAACUGGAUCAAGUCCUCUCUGCAAGAUAUCCACUUUUCGUGGAAGUUCAACCAAGAGGGUUCCAAGAUCUUCAAAUUGAACACGAAAAACCUGUCAGAUGAUUAUCAGUCUUCCAAGAAACGCAUGUUCGUCUUUAACAUCGCUGAACCUCCGACUUCGAGAAUGAUUUCCAUACUGAACGAUAUGACGUCGAAGGGCAACAUCGUGUACAUCAUGAACUCGUUUCCAAAGGCGAUUCUAGAAAACCUCUACAGUCGUGUGCAAAACCUUGGGCUGAUCGCAGAAAACGGUGCCUACGUAAGUCUGAAUGGUGUGUGGUACAACAUCGUGGACCAAAUCGACUGGCGUAACGACGUGGCCAAGAUCCUGAAGGACAAAGUGGAAAGAUUGCCCGGUUCAUACUAUAAGAUCAACGACUCGAUGAUCAAGUUCCACACCGAGAACGCAGAGGAUCAAGACCGUGUUGCCAGCGUCAUUGGUGAAGCCAUCACGCACAUCAACACCGUUUUCGACCACAGGGGUAUCCACGCUUAUGUUUACAAAAACGUCGUCUCGGUACAGCAAACUGGUCUUUCCUUGUCUGCAGCACAAUUCCUUUUCAGGUUCUACAACUCCGCCUCGGAUCCACUAGACACAAGUUCGGGCCAGAUCACGAAUAUCCAUUCGCCAUCACAUCCGCAAUUGGACUCCCUAGAUCAAGAACAAGCACCACCAGCUUCCCCCACGGUGUCGCUAAACCACAUUGAUUUUGCAUGUGUAUCCGGUUCGUCGUCUCCCGUGUUGGAACCAUUGUUCAAGCUGGUCAAUGACGAAGCUAGCGAUGGUCAAGUGAAGGUCGGCCAUGCCAUUGUUUACGGCGAUGCCACUUCCACUUAUGCCAAGGAACACGUAAAUGGGCUAAACGAACUUUUCACGAUUUUUUCUAGAAUCAUAGAAAAUUGA